AUGCCUGAACAGACCGGAAAGGUGCUUUUGGCCUACUCUGGUGGACUCGACACGUCCACCAUCCUUGCAUGGCUCAUCGACGAGGGCUACGACGUCAUCGCCUUCAUGGCCGACGUCGGUCAGGAGGAGGACUUUGAGGCUGCCCGCUCCAAGGCGCUCAAGUGCGGUGCCAAGGACUUUAUCCUUGCCGACCUCAGGCGCGAAUUCAUCGAGGAGCUCAUCUUCCCCGCCGUUCAGGCCAACGCCAUCUACGAGGAUGUCUACCUCCUGGGCACUUCGCUCGCUCGUCCCGUCAUCGCCCGUGGCAUGAUCGAGGCUGCCGAGAAGACGGGCUGCCAGUACGUGUCGCACGGCUGCACCGGUAAGGGCAACGACCAGGUGCGUUUCGAGCUCGCCUUCUACGGCCUCAAGCCCGACAUCAAGGUGAUCGCGCCAUGGCGAAUUCCCGAGUUCUUCAACCGCUUCGCCGGUCGAUCUGCGCUGCUCGAGUACGCCGAGUCCAAGGGCAUCCCCGUCACCCAGACCAAGGCCAAGCCCUGGUCCACCGACGAAAACCUCUUCCACAUCUCGUACGAGGCCGGUAUUCUCGAGGACCCCAACACCACCCCGCCUGCCGACAUGUGGAAGCUCACCAAGAGCCCCGAGUCGGCUCCCGACACGCCCGAGCGCAUUGUGAUCGAGUUCAAGCAGGGUCUGCCCUCCAAGGUCAAGGUGCUCUCCACGGGCAAGGAGCACACCGACCCCGUCGACGUCUUCCUCACGCUCAACGCGCUCGCCCGUGCCAAUGGUAUUGGUCGUAUCGACAUUGUCGAGAACCGCUUCAUCGGUGUCAAGUCGCGUGGAUGCUACGAGUCGCCCGGUGCCACCAUCCUGCGUGCUGCCCACUUGGACUUGGAGGGUCUCACGCUCGACCGCGAGGUGCGCCGCAUCCGUGACCAGGUCAUCACGCAGAAGUUCUCGGAGCAGCUCUACUAUGGCUUCUUCUUCUCGCCCGAGUGCGAGUUUGUGCGCUCGUGCAUCCCGCAAUCGCAGAAGACGGUCAACGGCCAGGUCAAGGUGGCGCUGUACAAGGGCAAUGUCAUCAUCGAGGGUCGUAGCUCCGAGGAGCUGCUGUAUGACGAGAAGUUCACCUCGAUGGAUGAGCAGGGUGGUUUCGACUCGGCGGCCACCAGCGGCUUCAUCACCGUGCAGGCCAUCCGUCUGCGCCGAUACGGUCUCGGACUCAGCGAGAAGGGCCAGGGCGGUUCGGAUCGCGAGACCGCCUACGCUAUCCGAAAGUGA
Molecule: messenger RNA, 1281 nt
Organism: Sporisorium graminicola
Lineage: Eukaryota; Fungi; Basidiomycota; Ustilaginomycetes; Ustilaginales; Ustilaginaceae
Exons: 2
Coding region: 1-1281 (426 amino acids)
Biological process (GO): urea cycle; L-arginine biosynthetic process
Cellular component (GO): cytoplasm
Molecular function (GO): ATP binding; argininosuccinate synthase activity
Source: RefSeq, a predicted model, not a curated record